Molecule: messenger RNA, 3583 nt
Organism: Cynocephalus volans (Philippine flying lemur)
Lineage: Eukaryota; Metazoa; Chordata; Mammalia; Dermoptera; Cynocephalidae
Gene: ATP11C
Product: ATPase phospholipid transporting 11C
Exons: 31
Coding region: 117-3494 (1125 amino acids)
Biological process (GO): phospholipid translocation
Cellular component (GO): recycling endosome; plasma membrane; endoplasmic reticulum
Molecular function (GO): ATPase-coupled intramembrane lipid carrier activity; ATP hydrolysis activity; magnesium ion binding
Source: RefSeq, a predicted model, not a curated record
GACAGCGCGGGGCGGCGCGGCGUGGCGGACGAGUUAGGGCCGGGGCGAGGGGGCUGUGGCUCCUGACCGAGACAGCCCAGGAGAUCCCAGCUCAGUGCCCGGCAGCCUUCGACGCGAUGUUCCGCCAGAGCUUGAAUCGUUUUUGUGCUGGAGAAGAGAAACGAGUUGGUACACGCACAGUGUUUGUUGGCAACCAUUCAGUUUCAGGAACAGAAGCUUACAUUGCACAAAGAUUUUGUGAUAAUAGAAUAGUCUCAUCUAAGUAUACACUUUGGAAUUUCCUCCCAAAGAAUCUGUUUGAACAGUUUAGAAGAAUCGCAAAUUUUUAUUUUCUCAUCAUUUUCCUUGUACAGGUCACAGUAGACACACCAACUAGCCCAGUUACCAGUGGACUUCCACUUUUCUUUGUUAUAACUGUUACAGCCAUCAAGCAGGGAUAUGAAGAUUGGCUGCGACACAGAGCUGACAAUGAAGUCAACAAGAGCACUGUUUACAUUAUUGAAAAUGCAAAACGAGUGAGAAAAGAAAGUGAAAAAAUCAAGGUUGGUGAUGUAGUAGAAGUACAGGCAGAUGAAACCUUUCCCUGUGAUCUUAUUCUUCUAUCAUCCUGCAACAGUGAUGGAAUCUGUUAUGUCACUACAGCCAGUCUUGAUGGGGAAUCCAAUUGCAAGACACAUUAUGCAGUACGUGAUACCAUUGCACUGUCUACAGCUGAAUCCAUUGAUACCCUCCGAGCAACAAUUGAAUGUGAACAGCCACAACCUGACCUCUACAAGUUUGUUGGGCGAAUCGAUAUCUAUAGUGAUAGUCUUGAGGCUGUUGCCAGGUCUUUGGGACCCGAAAAUCUCUUGCUGAAAGGAGCUACACUAAAAAAUACCAAGAAGAUAUAUGGAGUUGCUGUUUACACUGGGAUGGAAACCAAAAUGGCUUUGAACUACCAAGGGAAAUCUCAGAAACGUUCUGCUGUCGAAAAAUCCAUUAAUGCCUUCCUGAUUGUAUAUUUAUUUAUCUUACUGACCAAAGCUGCAGUAUGCACUACUCUAAAAUAUGUUUGGCAAAGUACCCCACACAAUGAUGAACCUUGGUAUAACCAAAAGACUCAGAAAGAGCGGGAGACUUUGAAGGCUUUGAAAAUGUUCACCGACUUCCUGUCAUUUAUGGUUCUGUUCAACUUUAUCAUUCCUGUCUCCAUGUAUGUCACAGUAGAAAUGCAAAAAUUCUUGGGCUCCUUCUUCAUCUCCUGGGAUAAGGACUUUUAUGAUGAAGAAAUUAACGAAGGAGCCCUGGUUAACACCUCAGACCUUAAUGAAGAACUUGGUCAGGUAGAUUAUGUAUUUACAGAUAAGACUGGCACACUUACUGAAAACAGCAUGGAAUUCAUUGAAUGCUGCAUAGAUGGACACAAGUAUAAAGGUGUAACUCAGGAGGUUGGAUUAUCUCAGACUGAUGGGCCUUUAACAUAUUAUGACAGAAAUCGAGAAGAGCUCUUUCUGCGUGCCUUGUGUUUAUGUCAUACUGUAGAAAUUAAAACAAAUGAUGCUGUUGAUGGAGCUACAGAAUCAGCUGAAUUAACCUAUAUCUCCUCUUCACCAGAUGAAAUUGCUUUGGUGAAAGGAGCUAAAAAGUACGGGUUCACAUUUUUAGGAAAUCGGAAUGGACAGAUGAGACUAGAGAACCAAAGAAAAGAAAUAGAAGAGUAUGAACUUCUUCACACCUUAAACUUUGAUGCCAUCCGCCGACGUAUGAGUGUAAUUGUGAAGACUCAAGGAGGAGACAUACUUCUCUUUUGUAAAGGAGCAGACUCAGCAGUUUUUCCCAGGGUGCAAAAUCAUGAAAUUGAGUUAACUAAAGCCCAUGUGGAACGUAAUGCAAUGGAUGGGUAUCGGACACUUUGUGUAGCCUUCAAAGAAAUUGUUCCAGAUGAUUAUGAAAGAAUUAACAGACAGCUCAUAGAGGCAAAAAUGGCCCUACAAGACAGAGAAGAAAAAAUGGAAAAGGUUUUUGAUGAUAUUGAAACAAACAUGAAUUUAAUUGGAGCCACUGCAGUGGAAGACAAGCUACAAGAUCAAGCUGCGGAGACCAUUGAAGCUCUGCAUGCAGCAGGCCUGAAAGUCUGGGUGCUAACUGGGGACAAGAUGGAGACAGCCAAAUCCACGUGCUAUGCCUGCCGCCUUUUCCAAACCAGCACCGAGCUCUUGGAAUUAACCACAAAAACUGUUGAAGAAAGUGAAAGGAAAGAAGAUCGAUUACAUGAAUUGUUGACGGAAUAUCGUAAGAAGUUGCUGCAUGAAUUUCCUAAAAGCACUAGAAGCCUUAAAAAAGCAUGGACAGAACAUCAGGAAUUUGGAUUAAUCGUUGAUGGCUCCACAUUGUCACUCAUACUAAAUUCUAGUCAAGAUUCUAGUUCAAACAAUUACAAAAGCAUUUUCCUACAAAUUUGUAUGAAGUGCACUGCAGUGCUCUGCUGCCGGAUGGCACCAUUACAGAAAGCCCAGAUUGUCAGAAUGGUGAAGAAUUUAAAAGGCAGCCCAAUAACACUGUCGAUAGGUGAUGGUGCCAAUGAUGUUAGUAUGAUCCUGGAAUCCCAUGUGGGAAUAGGUAUUAAAGGCAAAGAAGGUCGCCAAGCAGCUAGGAAUAGCGAUUAUUCUGUUCCAAAGUUUAAACAUUUAAAGAAACUGUUGUUGGCUCACGGACAUCUAUAUUACGUGAGAAUAGCACACCUUGUACAGUAUUUCUUCUAUAAGAACCUUUGUUUCAUUUUGCCACAGUUUUUGUUCCAGUUCUUCUGUGGAUUCUCACAACAGCCAUUGUAUGAUGCCUCUUACCUUACAAUGUACAAUAUCUGCUUCACAUCCCUGCCAAUCCUGGCCUACAGUCUACUGGAACAGCACAUCAACAUUGACACUCUGACCUCAGACCCCCGAUUGUAUAUGAAAAUUUCUGGCAAUGCCAUGCUACAGUUGGGCCCCUUCUUGUAUUGGACAUUUCUGGCGGCCUUUGAAGGGACAGUGUUCUUCUUUGGGACUUAUUUUCUUUUCCAGACUACAUCCCUAGAAGAAAAUGGAAAGGUAUACGGAAACUGGACUUUUGGAACCAUUGUUUUUACAGUCUUAGUAUUCACUGUAACUCUGAAGCUCGCCUUGGAUACUCGAUUCUGGACAUGGAUAAAUCACUUUGUGAUUUGGGGUUCUUUAGCCUUUUAUGUAUUUUUCUCAUUCUUCUGGGGAGGAAUUAUUUGGCCUUUUCUCAAACAACAGAGAAUGUAUUUUAUAUUUGCUCAAAUGCUAUCUUCUGUAUCCAUGUGGUUGGCCAUAAUUCUUCUAAUAUUUAUCAGCCUUUUCCCUGAGAUUCUGCGGAUAGUAUUAAAGAAUGUAAGAAGAAGAAGUGCCAGGAGAAAUCUGAGCUGUAGAAGGGCAUCUGACUCAUUAUCCGCCAGACCUUCAGUCAGACCUCUUCUUUUACGAACAUUCUCAGAUGAAUCUAAUAUGUUGUAACAGAAUCCGAAUUUUGAACUGCCUUUGUUAUUGUCCUACAAGCAUACUGACAGUGGUUACAGCUAAAAAAGGAAGCAUGAAGAAACAAC